GACAAAGGUGCAGUUUUCGUUUAAGCGGCAGGAGGCGCUGUCUCUGGAGGUUUAGAUUCAUUCCCCGCCUCCCGCCCGCUCCCGCGGAAUCUGGUGCGCAGGCGCGGCUUCGUGGAUUGGCCGUGCGCGGGAGCCGUCAUUCAGUGGCGGGUCCGGGCUGGGGGACUGAGGGGAGAAAAGAUGGCGGCGGCAGCUGCAGCUGGUGCGGCCUCCGGGUUGCCAGGUCCAGUAGCACAAGGAUUAAAGGAGGCGUUGGUGGAUACUCUCACUGGGAUCCUGUCCCCAGUGCAGGAGGUGCGGGCUGCUGCCGAGGAACAGAUUAAGGUGCUGGAGGUGACGGAGGAAUUUGGUGUUCACUUGGCAGAGCUGACUGUAGAUCCCCAGGGAGCACUGGCAAUCCGUCAGCUAGCAUCAGUCAUCUUGAAACAAUACGUGGAAACUCACUGGUGUGCCCAAUCAGAAAAGUUUAGGCCUCCUGAAACUACAGAAAGGGCAAAAAUUGUUAUCCGGGAGCUAUUGCCCAAUGGGUUGAGAGAAUCCAUAAGCAAAGUGCGCUCCAGUGUGGCCUAUGCAGUGUCAGCCAUUGCUCACUGGGACUGGCCGGAAGCCUGGCCCCAACUCUUCAACCUGCUCAUGGAGAUGUUGGUGAGCGGAGACUUAAAUGCCGUCCAUGGAGCCAUGCGUGUGCUGACAGAGUUCACUCGAGAGGUGACAGACACACAAAUGCCACUGGUUGCUCCUGUCAUUCUUCCAGAGAUGUAUAAGAUCUUCACCAUGGCUGAGGUAUAUGGUAUUCGAACCCGUUCCCGAGCUGUGGAGAUUUUUACCACUUGUGCCCAUAUGAUCUGUAACAUGGAGGAGCUAGAAAAGGGUGCAGCCAAAGUCCUGAUCUUUCCAGUGGUGCAGCAGUUCACAGAGGCCUUUGUUCAGGCCCUCCAGAUACCAGAUGGCCCCACAUCAGACAGUGGGUUUAAGAUGGAGGUCCUAAAGGCAGUGACAGCCCUGGUGAAAAACUUCCCAAAACACAUGGUGUCCUCCAUGCAGCAGAUUCUGCCUAUUGUUUGGAACACCCUAACUGAGAGUGCAGCUUUUUAUGUGAGGACUGAAGUGAAUUACACAGAGGAAGUAGAAGAUCCCGUGGAUUCUGAUGGUGAAGUCCUGGGCUUUGAAAAUCUCGUCUUUAGUAUUUUUGAAUUUGUCCAUGCCCUCCUAGAAAAUAGCAAAUUCAAAAGCACUGUUAAGAAAGCUUUGCCUGAGUUGAUUUACUAUAUUAUUCUGUACAUGCAAAUCACUGAGGAGCAGAUUAAAGUGUGGACAGCCAACCCCCAGCAGUUUGUAGAAGAUGAAGAUGAUGAUACUUUCUCCUAUACUGUUAGAAUUGCAGCUCAAGACCUAUUGCUGGCUGUGGCCACAGAUUUCCAGAAUGAGAGUGCAGCAGCUCUGGCUGCAGCAGCCACUAGGCAUUUACAAGAAGCUGAGCAAACCAAAAGCAGUGGCACUGAGCACUGGUGGAAGAUCCAUGAGGCCUGCAUGCUUGCCUUAGGCUCAGUGAAGUCCAUUAUCACGGACAGUGUGAAAAAUGGCAGGAUCCAUUUUGACAUGCAUGGGUUCCUAACCAAUGUCAUCCUUGCUGACCUCAACCUCUCAGUGUCUCCUUUCCUCCUGGGUCGGGCACUUUGGGCUGCCAGUCGGUUCACUGUUGCUAUGUCUCCUGAACUGAUCCAGCAGUUCCUACAAGCAACAGUUAGUGGUCUUCAUGAGUCACAACCUCCAUCAGUUCGAAUUUCUGCUGUGAGAGCCAUCUGGGGUUAUUGUGACCAACUGAAAGUUUCAGAGAGUACCCACGUGCUUCAGCCCUUCCUCCCCAGCAUCCUUGAUGGCUUAAUUCACCUAGCAGCCCAGUUCAGCUCAGAGGUUCUCAACCUGGUGAUGGAGACACUAUGCAUCGUUUGUACUGUAGACCCAGAAUUCACAGCAAGCAUGGAAAGCAAAAUCUGCCCCUUCACCAUCGCCAUUUUCCUAAAGUACAGUAAUGAUCCUGUUGUCGCCUCACUGGCUCAGGACAUCUUCAAGGAGCUGUCUCAGAUUGAAGCCUGUCAGGGCCCAAUGCAGAUGCGGCUAAUUCCCACUCUGGUCAGCAUAAUGCAGGCCCCAGCAGACAAGAUCCCUGCAGGUCUCUGUGCGACAGCCAUUGAUAUCCUGACAACAGUAGUUCGGAAUACAAAGCCUCCACUUUCCCAGCUUCUCAUCUGCCAAGCUUUCCCUGCUGUAGCACAGUGUACCCUGCACACAGAUGAUAAUGCCACCAUGCAGAAUGGUGGAGAGUGCUUGCGGGCCUAUGUGUCAGUGACGCUGGAGCAGGUAGCCCAGUGGCAUGAUGAACAAGGCCACAAUGGACUGUGGUAUGUGAUGCAAGUGGUGAGCCAGCUCCUAGACCCCCGCACCUCAGAGUUCACUGCAGCCUUUGUGGGCCGCCUUGUCUCCACCCUCAUUUCCAAGGCAGGGCGGGAGCUUGGGGAAAAUCUGGAUCAGAUUCUUCGUGCCAUCCUCAGUAAGAUGCAGCAGGCAGAGACACUCAGUGUCAUGCAGUCUCUGAUCAUGGUAUUCGCUCAUCUGGUGCACACUCAGCUGGAACCUCUCUUGGAGUUCCUCUGUAGUCUCCCAGGACCUACUGGAAAACCUGCCCUAGAGUUUGUGAUGGCUGAGUGGACAAGCCGACAGCAUCUGUUCUAUGGACAGUAUGAAGGCAAAGUCAGCUCUGUGGCACUGUGUAAGCUGCUCCAGCAUGGCAUCAAUGCAGAUGACAAACGGCUACAGGAUAUCCGUGUGAAGGGAGAAGAGAUCUACAGCAUGGAUGAGGGCAUCCGUACCCGCUCUAAGUCAGCCAAAAAUCCAGAGCGCUGGACAAAUAUUCCUUUGCUGGUCAAGAUCCUAAAGCUGAUUAUCAACGAGCUCUCCAACGUCAUGGAGGCCAAUGCCGCACGCCAGGCCACUCCUGCAGAGUGGAGUCAAGCAGAUGACUCCAAUGAUAUGUGGGAGGACCAGGAGGAGGAAGAUGAGGAAGAGGAGGAUGGUUUAGGUGGCCAACUUUUAUCUGACAUUCUUGCUACCAGUAAAUAUGAGGAGGAUUACUACGAGGAUGAUGAGGAAGAUGACCCCGAUGCCCUGAAGGAUCCUCUCUAUCAGAUUGAUCUGCAGGCAUAUCUCACAGACUUCCUUUGCCAGUUUGCUCAGCAGCCGUGCUACAUAAUGUUCUCAGGCCACCUUAAUGACAACGAGAGGCGGAUUCUACAGACCAUCGGCAUCUAAAAAUGGCCUUUCCACGUUUGCUUUUUUUUUUUUGGCCCAGCCACAAAUAAUUUUGCAGUACUCACUGGCCUUGAGAUGCACUUUCUUCUCAACCUAGAGUGGUUUCCUGACCCUUGAUCCUUGGCCUCUGCAGAGUGACACUCAUAAUGACUCUGACCAAGUUCACCAGUGCCAUCACCUAGGAAUAGUGGAACAAGGGACAUUUCUCAAAGUUCCCAUGAAGAUACCCCAUAUCUGGAACAUUUUUCUCCCUAACUCUGCCCUUACCUCUGUUCCUAGUGUCCUCUGCUGGCCAGUCCAGAAACAUUUGUGCCCAGAAGGAUUAUGUGUUCAUGGAUUAUUUUACCCCACCUCAGGAGCACAGGAAGUCACUACCAUUUAUAUUCUGAAACAGACCUGUCUACUUUCAUAGGACAUCUGAUGUGUUCAAAUAGGAAUACUCUUGAGAGAUCACUAAGCUCUCUGCCUUCGACCACUGAUGCUCCUGGUUCUCAGCAGGCACAAGCAGGAGCACCUACAUCUACACCCUUUCCAGCAGUCUCCCUCCCUGCUUUCUUCCUGCAACACUGAGGCUCCUCUGUUGAAGGAAGUCAUCAUCUUGUUUUUGCUUCCUUGCAUGACACAACCCCUCCCCCAACCUGUUCCUAUAUAUACAUGCACACACAAAAUAAGCCAGAUGGCAAUUUGUUUUUCCUUUUUUAGAAAAAAAAAACUAGAAAAAAAAGGAUUUUUAAAAAAUCCACCUGACCCCACUAUAUUUAAUAUGCCUCUACCACACAUUACCACAGAGUAUGAUAUUCAAAGGUUAUCCCUUGUCCCUCAGGAAUCCUUUAAAAUGGUUAAGUUGUAGCCCUCAAAUUUGCAACGUGUAUUUUUCUAGGACAGUAAAGUAAUCUUUACAAAUGAA
Marmota flaviventris (yellow-bellied marmot) is the source of this 4216-nucleotide messenger RNA. RefSeq names its product importin 9 (gene Ipo9). Gene Ontology annotation, biological process: protein import into nucleus. Lineage: Eukaryota; Metazoa; Chordata; Mammalia; Rodentia; Sciuridae. The record is from RefSeq and is a predicted model, not a curated record. Gene Ontology annotation, cellular component: nuclear envelope; cytosol. Gene Ontology annotation, molecular function: small GTPase binding.